Messenger RNA from Lottia gigantea (owl limpet), 447 nucleotides. RefSeq lists its product as hypothetical. Gene Ontology annotation, molecular function: G protein-coupled receptor activity. The annotation marks the transcript as partial. NCBI's taxonomy places the organism in Eukaryota, Metazoa, Mollusca, Gastropoda, Lottiidae. The transcript is spliced from 4 exons. Gene Ontology annotation, cellular component: membrane. The record is from RefSeq and is a predicted model, not a curated record. Gene Ontology annotation, biological process: cell surface receptor signaling pathway; adenylate cyclase-activating G protein-coupled receptor signaling pathway.
UGUUGGUUGUCGUUAGAAUCUGGAUUAUUGUGGGCAUUUAUAGGACCUGCGUUAGCUGUUAUUUUAGUAAGUGUAUUAUUAUCAUCUUUAGAUGUUGUCAUGCAUAAUGUAUACAUUACAAAACUUAACUAUACCCCAGAAGAAGAUUUCGAUAGAUCGAUACAAACUGAUGGCCGUAAUUUGGCACUGUCUGUAUUACUACCAAUAACUGGAUUAACCUGGAUAUUUGGUGUAUUUUCUGUCAAUGGUUAUACUGUUAUCUUUCAGUAUUUAUUUGCCCUCUUUAAUUCCCUUCAGGGAUUGUUUAUUUUUAUUUUCCACUGUUUUUUGAACAGACAGGUAAAUUAUAUCUUUACUUCCUUUGGUAGGUCUAUCGUAUAUUGUUUUUUACCUAUUCUGGUAUCUCGACACCCACUUUUCCGAUUGAGUUGGAUUUUUAAACGAUGA